This is a messenger RNA of Ostrinia furnacalis (Asian corn borer), 1820 nucleotides long. Its product is annotated as dynein intermediate chain 3, ciliary-like. Gene Ontology annotation, molecular function: dynein heavy chain binding; dynein light chain binding. Gene Ontology annotation, biological process: cilium movement; outer dynein arm assembly. The record is from RefSeq and is a predicted model, not a curated record. The transcript is spliced from 7 exons. The coding region runs from base 58 to 1761 and encodes 567 amino acids. Gene Ontology annotation, cellular component: outer dynein arm. Lineage: Eukaryota; Metazoa; Arthropoda; Insecta; Lepidoptera; Crambidae.
CGGCAGAAUCAGAUGUUUUGAGAUUUAUACAUUCGUAAUAUUUUACAUAUUUUGACCAUGGAAAUAACAUAUCAAUACACAAAGGUGCGAUGCAGCUUCGGGCGGCAGCCGCUGUUCUGCGAGCAGGGCCCCGAGAUGUGCGACUCCGUGGCCGCCAACGAGAAGGAGCAGAAGCUGUACAUCCUGCGCAACCCCGUGCACCAGCCCACGCAGAACACGCCCUUCUUCUCCGAGAACCACGUCAACACCAUCCGGGCGGAGUACUCCACGAGUGGCGCCAACCACGCCGAGGGCGGCUGGCCCAAGGACGUCAACGUCAUCGACCCCGAGGCCACGCAGCGCUAUCGGCGCAAAGUUGAAAAGGACGACGGCUACAUACACUGUGUCAUGUCACUUGCUGGAGGUAUGGAGCACUACGUAUUACAAAAUAAUGCAAUCGACAUGUACGAAACGUACUACGCGGAGAUGAGCGCGCUGCCCGCCGUGGAGCGGAACAGCAUGCGCACCGUGAACGUGUACCGCGACCCGAGCGCGCCCGGCGCCGGCCGGCCCGUCAGCUCCGUGGCCUGGGACCCCGACGGCGGCCACCACUUCGCCGUCAGCUACGUCGACGUCGACUUCAACCGCAUCCCGCGCGGCUCCGUCGACGCCUUCUUCUGGGAUUUGGAAAACGCGAACCUGCCGCUGCUCGCCGUCACGCCGCCCUGCACGCUGCUCGACCUGCAGUACAACCCGCGCGACCACAACGUGCUGGCGGGCGCGCUCGUCAACGGGCAGGUGGCCGUCUGGGACCGCCGCAAGGGCGGCCCGCCCGUCAACACUUGCCCUCCCCACGUGGCUCAUCGUGAUUUAGUUCGAAACGUCCUAUUCAUUUCUUCCAAAUCCGGCCAAGAAUUUUUCUCCGCCAGCCCCGAUGGAGCGUGCAAGUGGUGGGACUGCCGCAACAUGAACGACUACACGGAGGAAAUGAUCAUUGACUUGGUCAAGUCGGCGAAUGACGUCCCAAAUAUGGCGUCAUCGUUCGGAAUCAGCGCACUAGAAUAUGAGCCCACGAUUCCAACGCGAUUCAUGGUUGGGACUGAGAAUGGCUGCGUGAUCGGUGGGAACCGUAAGGGAAAGACGCCUCUGGACAAACUCCCAGGAAAGUUCGACGCCCACCUGGGCCCGGUGUGGGCGCUGCGGCGCAACCCCGGCUUCCUGAAGAACUUCCUGACGGUGGGCGACUGGACGGCGCGCGUGUGGAGCGAGGACUGCCGCGAGUCCGCCGUCAUAUUCUCGCCGCCGCAGCGCCACAAGAUCACCGACGGCGACUGGAGCCCGACCAGACUGUCGCUGAUGCUGCUGACGCAGUGGGACGGGCUGGUGUCGGCGUGGGACCUGCUGCGGCGCCAGCACGAGCCCGUGCUCACCAUGCAGGCCUGCGAGGAGCCGCUGCUGCGCGUCACCAUGCAGGACGCGGGCUCGCUGGCGGCUUGCGGCAGCCGCAAGGGCAACAUCUACAUGAUAGAAAUGUCACACAGCCUCACGCAAUCGGACAAGAAUGACAAGAGUCUGAUGACUAUUAUGUUGGAGCGCGAGGCGAAGCGCGAGCGCAUCCUGGAGGCGCGCCUGCGCGAGAUCCGGCUGAAGAUGCGCCAGGCGGAGGAGGGCAGCCCCACGCACUCCAUCGGCGAGCCCGACCCGGCCGUGGGCGACCGCGACCUGGCCGACGCCGCCGCCGAGUACACGGCGCUGGUCAAGAAGGAGAUGGCCAGCAUGUGACCGCCCACCGCCGACCUCGCGCACACAUUCACGACUGUCUUGUUGCCUUGUCACCAGCU